Aspergillus tanneri is the source of this 660-nucleotide messenger RNA. RefSeq lists its product as uncharacterized. The record is from RefSeq and is a predicted model, not a curated record. The coding region runs from base 1 to 660 and encodes 219 amino acids. Lineage: Eukaryota; Fungi; Ascomycota; Eurotiomycetes; Eurotiales; Aspergillaceae. Gene Ontology annotation, molecular function: acyltransferase activity, transferring groups other than amino-acyl groups. The transcript has 3 exons.
AUGGGACAUGAUGCAUCUGCCGAACCUCUUAUACAACAGAAACCCAAUGUGCACUUUGUCAAAGUUGUCGAUACGGAUUUGGUUUCCAGCCAUGGCGAGGAGCUAGUCAGCUGGGCGAAGUGGAUUCGCUAUGAGGAUGGAUUUCCAUAUGAAGAUCUCGACGCAUGUCUCGGCGAUGAUGUCCCGGAGCAGUUUAACGGUGCACUGUUCAUUGAUUUCGUACGGGCUUUGGAUGAAAAUCGAAGGAAUGCAGGCAUCAUGGGAAGGCCUUGUUGGUUCUUGGAAUACCUGUUCACGCGGGAGAAGCAUUUCCGUCGUGGUGGUGGGAAGAUGCUGAUUGACUGGGGGGUGGAAAGGGCUGGUGAAGAUCGAUUACCGGCAUAUCUGGAUGCCUCGCCUAUGGGAUAUUCUCUUUAUCUUCGCUCCAUGGCUAUCGGCGGUGCCAAUGGCAAGUAUCUCCCCGCAGGCAUCGACAUGUAUGACCUGUUCCCGGCACCAUUUCCCACGGAUGCCAAAACGAUCCACCUGGAGAUCCUGUCUCUUGCAAAACUUCUGCAACAUGACCAGGUCGAGCUGCAAUACAUCUACGAAAAUUGCAGGGACCCGGGCAUCUUCCAGCUCGACUUCGCUGAUGAAGAGCAGGGCAUUCAUCUGCUCUGA